CUUUGAAUUGAGAGUCCUGUGAUCAAGAGAACUUAUGUCUUCUCUAAAUCGCGGCUUGCGCAAGCCGGUUCCCUAAUAAUCAUAUCCUUUGUUUUGAGGAGGAUCUCAAUCACACCACAUAUGCAUAUGCGUUCGACUAAUAAUUUUCGAAACCGCAUUGAUCUUAACCAACCAAAAAUAUAUGUUAACAUCAAGUUUCAUUAAAAUAUGCAUACAAAGCUACUCUUCGGAGCUGAACUCACCGGCACUCAAAGCAAAUGACACAAAAAAACGAUCUAUCCGGCAACACAAAGCAAAUGACACAAAAAACGAUCUAUCCGGCAACACGGUCAGCAUAAUGUCUUAUAAAUUUUGCAUGAAGAAACAGAGGACCACUUUUCUUACUGAACGUAGGCGUCUUCGUGUUGACAUCCCGUGAACCGGCUUGCGCUCCCCACCAUAUUGAAAUAUUCCAUCUUAGGCUCUGUCGGGCUUUCUCUUGAGAUCCUCAACACUUCCCAUAUUGCUCCUUCCUUUACCAUCUCUUCCGCGUUCGUUUCUGCAAUAUCUCAAUCUCUAUAACCAUGUUAUAAGGUUACUUGAUUCAGCAAUUUUUUUUUAAUUAGAUGCACACCAAAAUGAUGACCGUCUUGUUGAUGCUUUUGCAAAGAGCUAAUUCGCUAUGCCUCUUACGUAGUCAUCGAACACGAACACAUCAUGUACGGUUGGAGAAUUGGAGAACGGCCACAAUAAAGCAUAAACAAUGCUGAAUCCACUGAAAAAAUUAACUCCGGUUUACGUGAAUUUAAGUUUCAGAAUGGCCACAAUAAUUUUGGAAAUUUUUUGGAGCAUUUAAAGCUUCCGUUUUUUAAACAUAGGUUCUCCAAAUGACACGUGUGCAAUUUUGUAAAUAGAAGCCUAUCAUGAAGCCACGUCAGAUUACACUUUUAAGGAAAUUUUUUUUAAGUGCUUCUCCUUUAAUAUAUAGGGGAUCCUUCAAAUUGCAUUCAAUAAUAGCAGGAUUUAAGUGAAAAAUAAGAAGAGUAAAGGGUCCUUUCUGCAAAAAGAAACCGUUGACUAAUUUAAGUUAGCCACCCUCGACAUCAUAGACUUUCUUUCCAAAAAAACAUCAUAGACUCUGUUCUCGUCAACCUUGAGCUUCAGGGGAGAAGAAGAUAAUGGCUACUACUACUUGGAUUAAACAAUAAUUAUUACUAGUUUUAACAACAAAACCAGCUCUUCUCUGCUUGUCUGUAACAAUGCGAAAGAGUCAACCUUUCUACUUUUUCAAUCCCUCAGUGUCCUUACAAAUACAGGAUUCGCCCCGCCGUAACACAUUAUACGAAAAGAGAGUUUGAAAAAUAAAAUAAAUCAUGGCGAUAGGACGCCAUGUCUUCGUGUUAUUGUCUGCGUUAGUGUUGUCAUGGGGACUGGAGAGAUGUGAGGCUACUGGGAAGUUCAGCUUCGAAGUUCACCACAUGUUCUCUGAUGCUGUUAAACAAAAUCUCGGGUUUGACAAUCUUGUCCCUGAAGAAGGAAGUUUGGAGUACUUCAAGGUCUUAGCCCAACGUGAUCUCUUCAGAGGUCGAGGUCUUGCCUCCAACAACGAAGAUUCCCCUCUCACUUCCGCUGAAGGAAACCUCACGGUUUUCGUCAGUUUCUUGGGAUCACUGCAUUACGCAAAUGUAUCUGUGGGAACACCGGCUACUUGGUUCCUUGUGGCUUUGGACACAGGCAGCGAUUUGUUCUGGUUGCCUUGCAAUUGUGGUGUUACUUGCAUCAGCGACUUGAAAGAUGCUGGCUUUCCACAGAGUGUACCACUGAAUCUAUACAGUCCCAAUACAUCUUCUACAAGUUCAAGCAUCAGAUGCAGUGACGAUCGUUGCUUUGAAUCCAGCCGCUGUUCUUCUCCUUCUUCGAGUGUUUGUCCUUAUCAGGUUUCUGAGUCUACCACCACAACCUCCACAGGGACAUUGUUACAAGAUGUGUUUCAUCUCGUCACAGAAGAUGUGGAUUUAAAGCCUGUGGAAGCUAAUGUCACGCUUGGCUGCGGUCAGAGACAGACAGGUCUGUUCCAGAACUUUCAAGCCGUGAACGGUGUUCUCGGGCUUGGUGUGAAGGACUAUUCUGUUCCUAGCCUUCUUGCAAAAGCCAAACUCGCCGCAAACUCCUUCUCGAUAUGUUUCGGACGUGUCAUUGGCGUUGUUGGAAGAAUCAGUUUCGGAGACAAAGGCUACACAGACCAGUCUGAGACUCCCUUCAUUUCUGUUGAACCAAGUACGGCGUAUGGUGUGAAUGUGACGGGACUAUCAGUGGGGAAAAAAGCUGUUGGGUUUAGCAUGUUUGCACAGUUCGACACUGGCUCAUCAUACACACACUUAAGGGAGCCAGCAUAUAGUGCUUUUACCAAAGCUUUUAACAGCCGUGCCUUGGACAUUCGAACACCAUCCGAUCCUCAGUUUCCGUUUGAGUUCUGUUACAACUUGAGUCCAAACGCUACAAACAUUACUUUCCCACCAAUAGAUAUGACUUUUGAAGGAGGGUCAGUGAUGAGCAUCAAGAAUCCUUUUGUCACAAUAAAGACCGAGGGAGGGGGCAGGAUGUACUGCUUGAGUAUUGUGAAGAUCGAAGAUCUUAGCCCUAACAUCAUUGGACAGAACUUGAUGGCUGGAUACCGCAUUGUAUUCGACCGGGAGAGGAUGGUUUUGGGUUGGAAGCGGUCUAAUUGUUUUGAGGAUGAAAGCUUAACAUCUGCUCCACCAGCAGAGUUUGGAGAUACUCCACCACCACCAUCAGAGUCUGAAGGUCCUUCACCACCAGAGUCUGAAGCUCCUUCACCACCCACAGAAUCCAAUCCACUACUUCGUUCUCCUCCGCCUCCUCCUUUGGUUUUUACUACUACACCACCUAGUGACUCCACAGAAAGUCCUGGCUCGAGCGGUGUAGCCAAUGUCAGCCCUCUUGGAUCCCUGCUUCUGCUAUCUCUUUUGGCCUUCCUGUGAUUCAUACAAAAGGCAUUGGUUUGACCAUUUAAUGUUUCAAUUUAAUAAGAAUCUUCGUUUGAUGAGCAGAAGCAAUCAAUAUUCAUUGGUUUGAGAAUUGUAAUAUUAUCUUAUCUCCCUGUUAUAACCAUGUAUGUUUUUUUUUGUUAUACUAAUGUUUUGGACAUGCCAAGUGCCUGGGGUAAAUGCGCAAAGGAGGAGAUACAUUGUCAUGACAAGUUUUAGAGGUCAGGAUUAACAAAUGAAAGAAGAGUUAAGGGGCAUUUUUUUCUUGUAAACUUAAAGAAGACGUGAAGUACAAUGUUGUUGUCUAUAAUGCUUUCCAUAAUAGCAGGAGUUAGGUGAAAGUUUGCUCGUUGAUUAGAGAAUACUAAAAUAGUAGGAGGUUUAAGUGCAAAAUAAGAAGAAGUUUAAGUGCAAAAUAAGAAGAGUAAAGGGGCUAUUUAGGCAAAAAGAAAGCGUUACUCUGACCUUGUCAACCAUACCAAUACUAUCCAGUAUCCAGCUUAUGAGAAGAGGAAGCAGCAAAGUAAUGGCUUACUAGUCCGAGUAAACAAGUAUUAUUAUUUCUAAGAACCAACUCAACAUCUCUCUGCUUGCCUGGAAUAGCAAAGUAAUGGCUUACUACUCCGACUAAAGUAAUGACCUUUUUCAUGCCAACGUAUCUGUGGGAACACCGGUCAACUUGGUUCCUGGUGGCUAUGGUCCUCUGGACACAUGAAAGACCUUGGGCUUCAUAUAAUUACUACCUUUCUCCUCACUAAAGCAGAAACUUUCUCUUUUCUAACGCCUCUUCUUCUAUUGUUUUUCUUAAUGCAACCACAUUUUGAGUAUGAUUGAUGCUUAACUAAGAUACAAAUCUGUUCAAAACACACAUAAAUACAUAAUGAUGCAUUUUGUCAACAACAUUUUUAUCCUCAUUAGUUUCAGUCUUGCCUUAACAAAAUCAAAGAUCAAUCAAACCACAUCAGGUGCUGAUACCCAAAAAUGGUAGCUUGUAGACUUAAACAUAUGGUUUUGCAAAAAAAAAAAAACUAUAACCUUUACAUGAUUACUCGUUUAUCUGGUUAAUUUAUUCAUAAGAAAAAAAAUCCACCGGCGAUUUCCUCCUCGGUUGAUGCUGAGGAUCCACCCACUCGAUCCUCUGAUUCCCACUUCUUCUUCUUAUGGCUGCGGCGGCGAGUAGUCAUUACCUGUUUCGAGCUUCAUUGCGCACGAGGAUAUUUCUCUCCUUCCUGGUGAUGAAUCCUUCCUUUUUCUCCACAUAAUAACGGCAAUGCAAACCUUCCAAAUUGCUCCGCCGAGGCCGGGACUCUGAUAAAGGCAGAGUCUUUGGCCUGCUUCUCGUCCUCCGGUUUUCUCCAAACAAGUUGCCUUCUUUGGAACCGCUGAAUGAUUUAUCCGAACGAUCUCAGCACUGCGGCAGGUACGAGCUUUUUCUGCUCCAGGAAUAGGAUAAGAGAAGCAGAGGUUGCACCAAUUUUUGCGAACGAUCCAUGCCUUGGUUCGAUCUUGUUUUGCAUUUUAUUACUUUACAACUUUAACAUCUACCAACUGCCUCUUUGAUUACUGAAUGUUUAUAGCACCUAAGCAGCUUUUGAUCUUGUUCAACAUGUUAGCUUAGCUUACCAAGCAAGCAUCUCCCUUGCUUGCUGCUACUUCAUUUUUCACUAGUAUCAUCGCUAACCCGUUAAUGCAGAAGCUGAGCCUUAGUGUACCAAGAGGAUCAGGAUUCGGCCCAAAGAGGUUGCUCUUAUGUCGUGUCACAAACCCUCAGCUCCGAAUUUUUUCACAGAAAACCGGAAAGAGAAGGUUUUUUUUAUCAUCUUGAGGAUCACAGCCAUGGAAACAGGCAAAGCUAUGACCAAGGAUGAAUCUAUAUAAGGAGACGGGGUGAUUGGCACAAGUAUAUAUGGCGCUGUGAUCACAGGAAUUUAUAACCAGACACAUAACACUAAUAGUUGGAAGCAGUUGGGGAAUCACGAGAGCAAGAAACCAAUACCAGCUUCCCUUACUGAUAUGUGAUGUGAUGCACAUUGCCUUUUCCGGCUGUUGUGAGAGAAAGCGGCAUUUUGUCUACAUGUACUGUGUGGCAAUUGGUUUGAUUGCUCCUCAGAAGUAGUACAUCAACAACUAUUUUUUUUUGUUUUCUGAGAAUCGCAAAAGAACCGUGUUUGCAUAAGCAAGAGAAUAACAUGGUAUAAGAAGCUUUGUUUGGUA
Molecule: messenger RNA, 5201 nt
Organism: Brassica rapa (field mustard)
Lineage: Eukaryota; Viridiplantae; Streptophyta; Magnoliopsida; Brassicales; Brassicaceae
Product: aspartyl protease family protein 1
Biological process (GO): proteolysis
Molecular function (GO): aspartic-type endopeptidase activity
Source: RefSeq, a predicted model, not a curated record